AUGACUAGCAACUUGAUCUCCUUCCUCGGGGACCCGAACUUCCCUUCCAAGCUUUCGGACGGCACCAGCGAUCGCGGUGAAAAGAUCCGUUUCUACGAGGGGCUCUACAAGCAAUACUCCCGCCUAACCCUUUCGCGCGACAGUGACCGCCCCAUCGCCAUUGCCGGUCUCGAGAAGCGGCUCAUCCACGACCUGAAAUCCUCGGGAGGGUUCGGAGUGUUUGACGACGAACGCAGCUUACUGCCGCGAAGUCUGCUCUGGCAGCGAGGCGACGAGUUCCCUACUUUGAAAAAGAUCGAAAGCCAAGUGCUACCCCGGGUGCCAACCUGGUCAUGGAUGGCAUACAAGGGAGGCGUCGACUACCUGGACCCCCCGUUUGGGGAGGUAGCCUGGAACAUAUCCGAGAUCAGGGGGAACUGGUUCGGCAAAGGCAACAGAACCGAGUUGAGCGCCAAAACGAGACUCUUCCGUAUGACAACGACAACCACCCAAGACUUCGACAUUACCUGGGAUAUUCCGAAGGACAUCAAGCCGGAUGUGGUGCGGCUCAAGUGCAUCGUAGUCGGCGUUAAGAUGCAGAGAGGCGUCUCGGCGGAGACGAAGACUCACUAUGUCCUGAUCGUGAGAUUGCGAGAAUACAGCGCGGGAUUGGCAACGGAAGAGACCGAGAUAUACGAGAGGGUCGGCGUCGGAAAGAUGCUUGGCCUGUACAUCGAUCUGGACAACUCGCAACCGCGGGAUUGGGUCAAGAUCCGGUAG
Molecule: messenger RNA, 759 nt
Organism: Sordaria macrospora k-hell
Lineage: Eukaryota; Fungi; Ascomycota; Sordariomycetes; Sordariales; Sordariaceae
Source: RefSeq, a predicted model, not a curated record